AUGACCACUCUCACUCCGGUCGCGACCCGAUCGCAGGCAACCCCGCUCACUUCAUCCGCCAUCAAGUCCAUCCUACGAAAGCCGUCCACAGUGCUCGGGAGGAGGCCCAGGGAAGAGGACGGCGAGAGCAGCGACGGCCUCCCAGGCAGCAGCCCCGUCAAGAAGAGGAAAACCGUCAUGUUCAACGACAAGCUCAACAUGAUCAAGGAGUUCGGUGGCAAGACGUUGGACGACGCAAAACGCGAGGUCAAGCAGGCCCUUGAGGGUCAUGCCCGCGGAGACGAUGAAGACUACGACGGCCUGAAAGAAAUCUUUUGCCCGAGCCCGAAGCGAACAAUUGUCGAAGAGGAAGAUGCCGAUGCCCCACAACCACAAGACCUCCAGGUUUACGUCGUUGCGUUGACCAGCCAUGCACCACUGCUGGAUAGAUCGUGUUCGGGACUUAUACGGGCGGUGCUCAGUUGCACUUGGCUAGACAGGGACGAUGUUUUUGCACGGGCGUACAUUCAGCUGUUGGCAGCCUUGUCUGCGAAGGUGUCUUUCAGGCAACAAGCACUCUCGAUGAUGGUCGACAAGUUCACCGAGACACGAUCCUCGACCGUAGAAGUCGUACCGGGGUUCCCGCCCGUCGAUAGCGAGACGAAGAAAGAGCGGCUACAUCUCGGUCUGAAAUACCUCCUCGAGCUCUACGCCGAUGCACGACCGAUGAUCCUCGACAUCGUAACACACAGCUUCCCGCAUACCGAAGAAUCGAAGACGAGACACAUGGAGUACAUCGACCACUUGCUCAGGCUAAAAGCGGACAAGCCGGAUUUGGAACGGGACAUAAUGGAGCUGAUCCUCUCGCGAUUGGUAAAGCUGGACGUCGAAAUGACACUCGAUCUGGAGAACGACGACGACGAGACCACACGGGCGGUUCUACGACAGCUUGAAGCCUCGAACGCUAAGAGCGAUGACGAGGACGACGAUGCCAUGAGCGACGCCGACUCCGACGACGAAGACGAAGAGGAAAGCGACGAGCAAACACGGCGGAUUCUCUUGCUAAAAAGCAAACUCGAGACAAUGGACGCCAUCCUCGACCUCCUCUUCUCCAUCUACGACCCCGUCUUCGCCGACCCCGAUAGCCCAGAGGCACUCGCAACCUUUGAAGACCUCCUAACCGACUUCGUCAACGUCAUCCUCCCCCACCUCAAAUCGCGCCACACGCAAUACCUCCUCUUCAAGUUCGCCAUGAAGUCCAACCGGCUAAUGGAGAUGUUCAUCGGCACGCUCUUCAACAUCGCCUUCCAAUCUACCCGAGCCCCCGUAGUCAAGCAAGCGGCCGUCGCCUACCUGGCCUCCUUCACGGCACGAGGAGCCCGCGUGCAGAGCGACCAGGUGCAGCUGAUUGCGCAGACCUUCCUCGAUUACAUCGAUCACUACAGAAACACCCACACCAGCUGCCGCGGACCGGACAUAAGGCGCUAUAGUCAGUAUUAUGCGUACUUUCAGGGGUUGCUGUACAUCUUCUGCUUCCGCUGGCGGGAUCUGAUUGAUCGGGACGAGGUCCCCGCGAGCUUCGAUUGGGACGAUCCGGCCAGCUUUUUGGGACAGGAUUUGCCGUGGAUGAAGGGGUUGAGGCAGCGGUUGCAGGUGAAUAUCGCGAGCAAGCUUAAUCCCCUAAAAUGCUGCUCCCCCAUAAUCGUCGACGAAUUCGCCCGUCUCUCCCACCACCUCCGACUAAUCUACAUCUACCCCCAAAUCGAAAAGAACAAGACCAUCCACCUCUCGCAAUUCUUCACCUCCUCCUACGCCACCGGCGGCGCCCUUCGCGACUCCGGCUUCGAAUUCGACCACGAGAACUGGACGCACAUCGAGGCCUGCUUUCCGUUUGAUCCGUUCCAACUGCCGGUCGCUAAGAGGUGGUUGGAUUUGGACAAGAAUUAUGUGGAGUGGAGGAGUAUUGCUGUGCUCGAGAAGGGGGGCGAGGAGGAUAGUGAUAGUGAGGAGGAGGAUGAUGAUGAUGUGAGUGAGGAUGGGAUGGGCGAGAUUGCGGAUGUGAGCGAUUAUGAGAGUGAUGAGGAGGGAGGGGGUGUGGAGCAUCAUGAGGAUGAUGAGAACAUUCAACACAAUGUCUUCUUUCUUGUCAGCCUGUUCCUCGUCCUCAGCCAGCCUGAGCUCCAUGUCCACGGAGAUACCAACCAACCCAUCACUUCCUCUCCAACAAAGUCUCAAACUCAGCCCAAUCAUCAACCCGCACUCCCCAUCGAAAAGUCCUACCACAUCAUCCUCCUCCUCUUCAUCAUCCUCCACGUUCAAUCCAACUCCCACUUCCACUCCCACUUCCGCUUCCCCUUCCACGACCACGACUACGACACCAUCCACACCAUCCACACCACCCCCACCAUCCCACCUCCCCCUUGCCGAAGAACAACCACAACCACAACCACAGCCACCACAUAA
Molecule: messenger RNA, 2442 nt
Organism: Neurospora tetraspora
Lineage: Eukaryota; Fungi; Ascomycota; Sordariomycetes; Sordariales; Sordariaceae
Product: RNA polymerase I-specific transcription initiation factor RRN3-domain-containing protein
Exons: 3
Coding region: 1-2442 (813 amino acids)
Biological process (GO): transcription initiation at RNA polymerase I promoter
Cellular component (GO): nucleus
Molecular function (GO): RNA polymerase I core binding; RNA polymerase I general transcription initiation factor activity
Source: RefSeq, a predicted model, not a curated record